AUGGUGGAGCCCGGAGAAAAACUGCCAGAGGAAGUGUUGGCGCUCAUCUUCCGCGAUCUGCCUCUUAGAGACCGGGCUGCAACCGCCAGAGUCUGCAAGGCCUGGGCUGCGGCCACCACCAGCAGUGAUGUGUGGCGUGACACCAACAUCAGUUGUGACCGUGAGCUGGAAGACUUGUUGCCACCGUAUUUGUAUGCCUGCCUGGACCACAUUCACAACCUACAGCUGGAAUAUGAGCCAUCAAAGAAGCCCAGCCGCCGAGCAGCCACCGAGCUACUGAGGGCUCUUGCCGACCGAGCCCCAGGACUUCGAGGCCUACGCUUAGAAUGCCGCGGAGAGAAGCCGCUUUUUGACGCCGGCGGCGACAUCCUGAGUGCUGUGCACGCAGUCUGCGGAGCAGCUCACCAACUGCGCCACCUCCACCUGCGCCGCUUGCCCUACACACUAGACGACACGCUGGUGCUUCAGGCUGCACGUGACUGUCCCGAGCUCCGUAGCCUUUUCCUGGACAACCAUGCACUAGUGAACAACGUGCAGCCCAGCUCUGUGCUCAAGCUUUUGGAGGCUUGCCCGCACCUGCGCACCCUUGGACUGCACCUGGCCAGUCUGUCGCCUAAGGCGCUGGAACUGCUGGCCGCGCCACAUCGCGCCCCUUUUGCACUCCUGGCUUUGAGGUGCGCGUGCCCCGAAGAUGGUCGUGCGCCCCUCCUGCCUGAUGAAGCCUGGGCGACACUGCGUUGCCGCCACCCUGGGCUGGAGGUGGAGCUGGAGCUGGAGCCUGCGCUUUCAGACGAGGCCGUAACGCGCGUCCUGCAACCAGCCGUACCAGUGGCUGUGCUGCGUCUCAACCUCUCGGGUGACACGGUAGGACCCGUGCGCUUCGCAGCGUGCCACUACGCCGAAACUCUGCGCACCCUCGAGGUGCGCGCAUCCGCUUCCACCGAGCUGCACACCGCUCUGGAGGAGGUGGCGGCGCGCUGCGCGGGCUUGAGGGAGAUACACUGCUUCUGCGUGGUGAGACCCUCGGUACUGGACGCCUUCCGCGCGCACUGCCCGCGCCUGCGCAGCUACACCCUCAAACUAAAGCGUGAGCCGCAUCCCUGGCGGCCCACGCUGGUGCGGUGAUUGGGCAAUCUCACCACUUCUGGACUGCCCGGACCCCAAGCCACUGAAAGGACUGAGCAAGUCGCGCAGGCAUUCCCCAGAGGCUAGCCCCAUCCUUGGGGAGCCCCUUGACUAUGGUGCUUCUUGGGGCUUGGGGCCUAUGAAGGCAUCCAGGCCAGUCCCAGGCUCCAUAGAUUCAUGCGGCCUUCUUAACCUCUGUGUCUCUCCCCAUUCUAGGCUUUCCCUCCCUGUCCACUCUGCGCUAGCUCCGAGGCCCAGAACUGGGGGAGGGCAGGCACAAACACAAGCCAAAAGUCAAGGGCUUCACUACGUCCACAGAUGAACUU
Molecule: messenger RNA, 1451 nt
Organism: Microtus oregoni (creeping vole)
Lineage: Eukaryota; Metazoa; Chordata; Mammalia; Rodentia; Cricetidae
Gene: Fbxl8
Product: F-box and leucine rich repeat protein 8
Exons: 3
Coding region: 1-1125 (374 amino acids)
Biological process (GO): SCF-dependent proteasomal ubiquitin-dependent protein catabolic process
Cellular component (GO): SCF ubiquitin ligase complex
Molecular function (GO): protein binding
Source: RefSeq, a predicted model, not a curated record